AUGCUGGUAGUUCGUGCACAACCAUUAUCAUGCGAAGGAGACGAGCACUGUUUCGAAGGGUAUUACUGUGAGCCAGCAACAAAUAUCUGCCAGGAGUGUUUGCAAUGCGAAGAUUUUAAUCGGCAGCCUCCGAAAUUAAACUCGACUGAAUGCAUUAAGUCAUUGGACAAAUGUGGUCCUUGUAAUGAAGGCUACAUUAACAUAUUCAGAAACUCAGUCAAAGGGAAAUGCGUGUUACCUGAAUUCCUAGAGUUUGGGAAAGGUUCUCAUUAUAGAUAUGUGUGUCUGAUCGCGGCGGCAGUCGGCCUGGCCGUCGUAGCCAUGUUUGUGUAUGUUAUCAAGCAGACUGAAGUGUUCCGCGUUGUUGCCUAUUAUGAUCCUGUAUCGGAAAACUUGCUGAACUCUAAUACUGUUACCAACGAAUCAUUGGGACAUUUAUUGAAAUAUUUGCUGGAACAGCAAAAGGAUCCAAAUGAGAAAAUAAGCAAGAGUUGCGAGAAAGUUAUUAACCAUUAA
Molecule: messenger RNA, 516 nt
Organism: Spodoptera exigua (beet armyworm)
Lineage: Eukaryota; Metazoa; Arthropoda; Insecta; Lepidoptera; Noctuidae
Source: the annotation of a GenBank genome assembly